This is a messenger RNA of Dacryopinax primogenitus, 929 nucleotides long. RefSeq names its product 60S ribosomal protein L7. Gene Ontology annotation, molecular function: RNA binding; structural constituent of ribosome. Gene Ontology annotation, cellular component: cytosolic large ribosomal subunit. The coding region runs from base 32 to 778 and encodes 248 amino acids. The transcript has 4 exons. Gene Ontology annotation, biological process: maturation of LSU-rRNA from tricistronic rRNA transcript (SSU-rRNA, 5.8S rRNA, LSU-rRNA). Lineage: Eukaryota; Fungi; Basidiomycota; Dacrymycetes; Dacrymycetales; Dacrymycetaceae. The record is from RefSeq and is a predicted model, not a curated record.
GACAGCCCUUCCCUCCCCGCCGACAACCAACAUGUCCACCACCGUACCAUCAGCCUCGUUCGUCGAGGUCCCCGAGACGCUCCUCAAGAAGCGUAAGCAGAAUGAGAAGGUUAGGGAGGAGCGCUUGGCCGCUGCCGUCGAGGCGAAGAAGCAACGCAAAACGAAGCGCGGGGUGAUCUUCAAGCGUGCUGAAGCAUAUACAAAAGAGUACAUUGAUUCGGAGCGUGAGGAGUUCCGGCUGAAGCGUGAGGCGCGCAAGAGCGGGGACUACUACGUCGAGGCUCAACCGAAGGUGUUCUUUGUUGUCCGUAUCAAGGGUAUCUCCAAGGUUGCACCUAAGCCACGAAAGAUCUUGCAACUCCUCCGCCUUCGUCAAAUCAACAACGGUGUCUUCAUCAAGGUGACCAAGGCAACAGCACAGAUGCUCCGCCUUGUCGAGCCCUACAUCACCUACGGCGAGCCGAAUCUGAAGUCAGUCCGCGAACUGAUCUACAAGCGCGGUUACGGCAAGGUCGACAAGCAGCGCAUUCCCCUCACCGACAACGCAACCAUCGAGAAGACCCUUGGGAAGUACGACAUCCUCUGCAUGGAGGAUCUGGUGCACGAGAUCGUCACCGCCGGCCCGGCAUUCAAGCACGCGUCCAACUUCCUCUGGCCAUUCAAGCUCUCCAACCCGAACGGUGGCUGGCGCACACGGAAGUUCAAGCACUACGUCCAGGGUGGUGAUGUCGGCAACCGCGAGCACAACAUCAACAACCUUAUCAGGCAGAUGAACUGAGCUAGCUGGUGCUGGCUCGGGGCGAGAUCGUGUCCUGUGGGCAGUGGUUGGGUGCGUGAGUUGUGGGAUGGGGGGAUGUCAUGGUGACAUGCGAUACAUGCUUUGUAUGCCGUUUUCCAAAACUCUACUAGGGAAUUGAUAUGUUCCGAAC